AUGGGUGAGCUUGCGAAGUACGAUGUGGAGGAGGCCGGCGGGACCGAUGCUCUACUAGAGGUUUUUUUCGAUCCUCACAUUGCAGGAGGUCACACGGUUUAUCAGUUGGAUGGGGUUGAGUGCUCCGAUAGAUGGUGCAGGCCAGGAGAGAUUAUUCUUACACUAGAGGAGGUUGAUAAUGAUGAUCAAGGUGGAGGUGGUCAAGGUCGAAGGAGGAGUAGAGGGAGGAGCGGUGGGAGGAUUGUUGUGGGUGGUGCGGUUGGACAUGGUCGAGGAGGAGGUGGUGGCGGGGCAGGAGGAGGAGAUGAGGGAGGAGUGGUGAGGGUUAGAGGAGUGGUGAGAGGUAGAGGAGGAGGAUGGAGGAUGGGUGGUGUUGGGUUGGGUGGAUUUUUGCAGGCAGAGGAUGUUGUUGCCAUGGGGGUUGAGGAGGGAUCAGACAGUGAUGGAUCUGAGGAGGAGAGUGGUGAUUCUUCUGAUGAGGAUACAAAAUAUGAGGUGGUUGGUGGUGGAGUAGGUUUGAUGGGAUUGGCGGGUGUAGUAGCAAAGGAGUUAGAGGAGGAGGAUGUUGUGCCAUCGGACCGAUGUGCUCCUACCUAUGCUGCCAGAUCUCGACAUGGGGGUUCUCAGAGACAGAGGGGCAUCGAGGGGGUUGUGGGUUCUUGGAGGGAUGCUCCUAGGAGUAGUGCAGGUAAGGGUAGCUCAAGCUCUCAGUUGACAGGUCCUGGUGGUGGUCAGGUUGAUCCUGCAUUGUGA
Messenger RNA from Cryptomeria japonica (Japanese cedar), 753 nucleotides. RefSeq names its product protein argonaute 2-like. The record is from RefSeq and is a predicted model, not a curated record. NCBI's taxonomy places the organism in Eukaryota, Viridiplantae, Streptophyta, Pinopsida, Cupressales, Cupressaceae. The transcript is spliced from 5 exons. The coding region runs from base 1 to 753 and encodes 250 amino acids.